CCCUUCAGGCGAUGAGGACCUGCUCAUAAAUUCACUCGCUUUGAUAUUACAGCUCUGGUAUCACCUUUACACAGCGACAGCCCAUCGACCACCGGCAGCACAGCAACGCCCAUAGCAACGGCACUGCGCAUCCUCAUUCUGUUUCUCUGACCCAGCAACACCGGCCGCGCUCCACCAACAACCAACCUGUUUUUCAACGACCUUCUAAACGCUGGAUCCAUAUCACACCGUUGUGUUUUUCCUUUUAUCGCAAAGGACCAUGAACGCGCCGUGUGCAGUUAUUCUCUCAUCAGUCAAAGGAGAGGAGGGUAAAUGCUGGACCAGCUGGUCAGCAGUUUUUGCUGUGGAAGAAUCAAAAUAAAAUUCACUCCUCAUUCUGAAAGCCCUUCCUUCAGCUGAAACACUGAGGGAUCCUCCUCCCUUCAACUCACCUGUAAGUUCUGGCCUAUCAAGGACCUGGCAGCGGCACGGGAGCUCCGCCCACCACACCCUCUAAAUGAGGGACAAGGCCACUCAGACCCCUAGGGCCUGGGUAGAUGAGCGGAGGAGAGGUUCUCAUAAGCGAUCGGCUUCCUGCGACAGCACUGACCAGCUUAAAGAGAUCGCAAAAUUGCGACAACAGCUCCAGCGGAGCAAACGCAGCAGCCGUCACCGCCGGGACAAAGACCGCAAGUCACCCUUUAAUGGCAACCAUACCAUCAUCCAGUCACAGUCUCAGAUGCCCAAAACCAUCCUGAUUCCCAUCCCCAUCUCUAAGUCCACACCUCCCAGAUUUCGGAACAGCAUAGAGGGGCUCAACCAGGAGAUUGAACGCAUCAUCAUACGGGACACUGUGGAACGAGAUGAGAUCAUAGUACCUCAGGACGUUCCUGAUGGGCACCGUGCGCCCCCUCCCCUCCCCCAGCGCAGCAGCAGCACACGCAGUAUUGACACACAGACGCCCUCCAACGGCGGGCUCGGCAGUAACCGUAGCAACAGCAGCAGCCGGGCUGACUCUGUCUCACCCUCGUACCUCAGCAUCCUCAACGACACAGUGGGAAACAGCCCGCUCGAUGACACGCUAAACGAGAGCAAAGAAAGAGACCUGGGACCUUGGUCCCCUCUGCCCAAAUAUGCUUCCUCUCCAAAGCCCAACAACAGCUAUAUGUUCAAACGUGAGCCUCCGGAGGGCUGUGAGAGAGUUAAAGCUUUUGAAGAAAUCCAGCCAAGGCCUCUCCAGGAGAUUCCUCCAUAUCUCUGCCCAGACAGAAACAAGGUGAACUUCAUUCCCAAGAGCGGCUCUGCUUUCUGCCUGGUGAGCAUCUUGAAGCCUCUGCUGCCCACCCAGGAGCUGAACUUCCGUAGCGGGGUGGGAUACCGCAGCAUCUCCCCCUCCUUGGUGCCUCUGGGUGGGGUUGCGGUAAGGAGCCUGUCCCCCUCCAUGGGUCCUGUCCUGUCCCGUGGACGUCAGUCACCAUGUCUCCCACGACAUCUUGAGGAGCCAGAGGGUUAAAACUGAACAGAAGAACCUCAGCUGAUGAACAGAGAUGCCAUUUUUCCCACACUCCUGUAUCAUCUGAUAGAGUCAGAGCUUUGUUAGGAUUUUAGAACCGGUUCUGAACAGCUCCAAGCGAUAUCUGUCUGAAACUUGAAUAUGAGGUUUUUUUUUUUUUUGAUUAUCUAAGGGUAAUGGUAUUACUUGUAAAAGGAGGAUUGAAAGGAGGUUUUUUUUU
This is a messenger RNA of Sinocyclocheilus rhinocerous, 1712 nucleotides long. RefSeq names its product protein FAM117B-like. Bases 497 to 1492 code for a protein of 331 amino acids. The record is from RefSeq and is a predicted model, not a curated record. The transcript has 9 exons. Lineage: Eukaryota; Metazoa; Chordata; Actinopteri; Cypriniformes; Cyprinidae.